This is a messenger RNA of Anopheles coustani, 723 nucleotides long. It is a transcript of the gene tsu, whose product is annotated as RNA-binding protein 8A. NCBI's taxonomy places the organism in Eukaryota, Metazoa, Arthropoda, Insecta, Diptera, Culicidae. Gene Ontology annotation, cellular component: nucleus; cytoplasm; exon-exon junction complex. Gene Ontology annotation, biological process: RNA splicing. The record is from RefSeq and is a predicted model, not a curated record. The coding region runs from base 118 to 612 and encodes 164 amino acids. The transcript has a single exon. Gene Ontology annotation, molecular function: mRNA binding.
AUGUCAUUUAGGAAAACAGAGAAGAACGGAGAAAGUUUGCAAACACGCCGACUUUUUCGGUGCGAAUAAUUACAAAAUUCGGUGACUUAAAACAAGACAAACAAAAAUAUUACCACCAUGGCGGACGUACUGGAUAUCUACAACCACGAGGAGUUUGAAGUGGACGAAGAUGGCGACCAGGGCAUCGCACGGCUGAAGGAGAAAGCACGCAAACGCAAGGGACGCGGUUUUGGCAACGAAAGCAUUCCCCGUGAAACGAUCGACUACGAGCGGCUGCAGGUGGACGAGGAGGAGGCCGAACCCGGCCCGCAGCGUUCCGUCGAGGGGUGGAUUCUGUUCGUCACGUCCAUCCACGAGGAAGCGCAAGAGGACGACAUCCAGGAGAAGUUCUGCGAGUUUGGCGAUAUCAAGAACAUCCAUCUGAACCUGGACCGCCGGACAGGCUUCCUGAAGGGAUACGCACUGGUAGAGUACGAGACAUACAAACAGGCGCUUGCCGCGAAGGAUGCAUUGAACGGAUCGGAAGUGCUCGGACAAACGAUUGCCGUCGACUGGUGCUUCGUAAAGGGACCGAAAAAUCUUAGACGAUCCAAUGACCGUCGUCGGCGAUAAGGAAUGCGACACGCCACACACCAAAGGACGGGCAAACAUCUGAUAUCUAAGUAGGUAAAACUGGAAGCGAAAUAAGAUUCUUUACAUUCGUGGAUUGCUCCGGGAAUGUUU